AUGGUGCUGGGCUUCAACGGCAGCAGCCCGCUCCUGGGCGGCCCCCUGCGCGCCUUCGCGCCCGACGACCCCCGGCAGCUGGGCGGCAGCGGAGGCGGGAUGCUGGCCGGCUCCUUGCCGCCCACCCGCCUGGGGAAGCUCCUGCAGGGGGUGGGCGGGAGCGGCGGCGGGACCCCCGGCCCCUCCAGCCCCGGCGGCGGCAACGAGACGCAGUGCCUGCUGAUCCUGAGCUACGGCAACGUGGAGAGGGUGGUGAUCGGGGCCGCCCUGUCGCUGCUCACCCUGCUGACCGUCGCCGGCAACUGCCUGGUGGUGAUCUCCGUCUGCGCCGUCAAGAAGCUCCGGCAGCCCUCCAACUAUCUCAUCGUGUCGCUGGCCCUGGCCGACCUGUCGGUGGCCCUGGCCGUCAUGCCCUUCGUCAGCGUCACCGACCUCACCGGCGGCGAGUGGCUCUUCGGCACGGCCUUCUGCAACGUCUUCAUCGCCAUGGACGUGAUGUGCUGCACCGCCUCCAUCAUGACCCUCUGCGUGAUCAGCAUCGACAGGUAUCUUGGUAUAACCAGGCCUCUCACCUAUCCCGUAAGGCAAAAUGGGAAGUGCAUGGCAAAAAUGAUCCUUUGUGUAUGGCUGCUGUCGGCUUCAAUCACUUUGCCGCCUCUCUUCGGCUGGGCUCAAAACAUUAAUGAUGGCAAAGUGUGUUUAAUAAGUCAAGACUUUGGUUAUACGAUUUAUUCCACCGCGGUUGCUUUUUACAUCCCCAUGUCCGUUAUGCUUUUCAUGUACUACCAAAUCUUCAAGGCCGCCAAGAAGAGUGCCGCCAAACACAAGUUCGCUGGCUUCCCGCGGCCCGAAGAAAACGAAGGGAUUGUUUCCGCAAACGGCAUUGUCAAACUGCACAAGGAUUCAGAAGAAUGCACAAAUUUUUCGCGGCUGCUUAAGCAGGAACGGAGGAACAUUUCCAUUUUCAAGAGGGAGCAGAAAGCUGCAACCACCCUUGGAAUUAUCGUCGGGGCCUUCACUGUGUGCUGGCUGCCCUUUUUCAUCCUAUCCACGGCUAGACCCUUUAUCUGUGGAAGGUCUUGUAGUUGCAUCCCGUUGUGGGUCGAGAGGACUUUCCUGUGGCUGGGUUAUGCAAACUCUCUUAUCAACCCCUUUAUAUAUGCUUUCUUCAACCGGGACCUGAGGACCACCUAUCGCAAUCUGCUGCAGUGCAGAUAUAGGAAUAUCAACCGUAAGCUAUCUGCUGCAGGAAUGCAUGAGGCCCUGAAGCUUGCUGAAAAGCCAGAGUUUAUUCUGAGGAGCUCUGAUUACUCAAGAAAAAAGACCCACGAUUUAUGACUGAAUCAAGACCA
Euleptes europaea (tarantolino) is the source of this 1352-nucleotide messenger RNA. It is a transcript of the gene HTR7, whose product is annotated as 5-hydroxytryptamine receptor 7. Gene Ontology annotation, biological process: smooth muscle contraction; G protein-coupled receptor signaling pathway, coupled to cyclic nucleotide second messenger; chemical synaptic transmission. The transcript has 3 exons. The record is from RefSeq and is a predicted model, not a curated record. The coding region runs from base 1 to 1338 and encodes 445 amino acids. Gene Ontology annotation, cellular component: dendrite; membrane. Lineage: Eukaryota; Metazoa; Chordata; Lepidosauria; Squamata; Sphaerodactylidae. Gene Ontology annotation, molecular function: G protein-coupled serotonin receptor activity; neurotransmitter receptor activity.